AUGACUACAUGUACCAGAAUGCACUGCGGCUGUCAGAUUCAGCCGAACACUAGUAAUGCUGUACGGGCGAGGAGCAUACUGACGUAGCUACGGACUGACUUGCACACUUUCAGUGCUUCAAACAUGGAUCAAGACAACAAUUCAGAGGAUGAGUCAGUCGGCCCAUCAGAGGACCCUUCAGAAGAGGAACUGCCUUGUCUACCUCCAGGGCUCUCGGAUGGUGAAGCAAUGGAGCUGCUGUGGCAGUUAAGAUCCCAGCGCCGCCAGGCGUCUCCUGAGCUCCCAGAGACAGUGAGCAUUCUCACUGCCCCUGACGGCAGCAUCCUAUACCUGGUUGGCACUGCCCACUUCAGUGACAGCAGCAAAAAGGAUGUGGCCACGACGAUCCGCGCUGUGCAGCCAGAUGUGGUGGUGGUGGAGCUGUGCCAGUACAGGGUGUCUAUGCUGAAGAUGGACGAGAAUACACUGCUGAGGGAAGCCAAAGACAUCAACCUGGAUAAGGUUCAGCAGGCCAUCAAACAGAAUGGGCUGAUGUCUGGCCUCAUGCAGAUUCUCCUGCUCAAAGUUUCAGCUCACAUCACAGAACAGCUGGGCAUGGCUCCUGGAGGAGAGUUUAGGGAGGCCUUCAAAGAGGCUGGCCGAGUGCCGUUCUGUAAAUUUCACCUUGGGGACAGGCCGAUCCCCGUGACGUUCAAGAGGGCCAUCGCAGCUCUCAGUCUGUGGCAGAAGGCCCGUCUGGCGUGGGGUCUCUGCUUUCUGUCAGACCCAAUCAGUAAAGAGGACGUAGAGAAGUGCAAACAGAAGGACCUGCUGGAGCAAACCAUGUCCGAGAUGAUCGGCGAGUUUCCUGCUCUUCACCAGACCAUCGUGGCUGAAAGAGACAUCUACCUCACGCACACGCUCCGCCAGGCUACACGCUGUGUGGAGGCCCCCCGUAAUGCCCAGAAAGUGCCUGCUGUGGUAGUGGGAGUUGUAGGGAUGGGUCAUGUCCCUGGCAUAGAAAGAAACUGGGAGAAGCAGCUCAACAUAAGUGAAAUCAUGAGUGUUGCGCCUCCCUCACGUUUUGGCUGGGUGUUGCGCACCGUCCUAAAGGGUGUCAUGAUGGGAAUGCUGGGAUACGCCUGCUACCGAGCUGGAGGGAGUUUAGGUAGAACCCUGCUAUCUUUACCUGCAGUCCAAUCUUUACUGGAGACUCUGCGGCCAGCCCCUGCUCUAAGCCAACAGGGACGCGACCUUUGAUCGAUUAAAACAAUGCAUUUUUCACCAAUGGCCUUAAAAACAGGGAGUGACGCUGGAGAAAAGGUUUCACCAGCCCACACUAUGAACUAACAAGGACCCCAGGGGGUUAAGAGCCUCCCACCUCGUAUUGAUGUCCCUGUAGACGCAGCAGGGCCGUACUGCCAAAGAAUCCACGACAGUACUCUUCGUUUUCUUUCAUAUUUUGUGCAAAUUAUGUAUUUUGUAAAGUUAACAAAUGCCAAUAAUUCCUUUUGAAUCGACUUACCCCCACCAUUGCUUUAAAUGACAGUUUUCUUAUUUGACAAGUAUCAUUGGAAUCCUCUCCAGUCACGUGCCCCCUUAUUCCUUCCUCUCUUUUUUUUUUUUUGGUGCCAGCCAGCAUUUUAGGUAAUUGGCCCAUUUAAAGUCCAGCACUUUAUAAGAGAGUCUUGUACUGUACAUGCAGCCUAUGUAAGGGAAAUAUGAGUAUACUAUCAAUACUCCUUAAUCAUAAAUAUAAUCUAGGAAUAAUCUUGGUGCAUGGAGUGAUCCUCGUGGUGUGAGGUAAAUGUCAGAAAUGUCUGAAUUGGAAGGCUGACCACCAUUUUCCUAAUUCUUGAUCUUCUAUUUGAAAUGCAUAUUCUUGAAAACUCACAAAGACACAAUUAUUUCCCAUGUGUACGGCCCUGCCCACAUCAACAGACAAGUGCCUCAUAUUGCAGUAGUAAGGGCUAAUGGUAAACUAAAUGGAAUGGCAAAAAUGUGUUAUAUCCAUCUUACGUAUACUACAACCAAAUGGUCCAUGCAGUUUUUCUAAUAAUCGCUCUUUCUAUAAUUAUAUGAUAGGCCUGUUUUAUAAAAUAGUGUUGCCCUAAAAAUAGACCGUCUAGUUUGUGUUGUCUUGGCUUCAGUUGAAAUGGCCCCUUCACCCACUUCAUUUUAUGGUCAGUCAUACAUCAGGACGGGAUUAAAUGUGCCUCAGGAUGAGCAAUGCAUUUAUCUUUGAUUGUACCUCCAAUAUGAGGCACCCUCACAUAUUGGCUAUAAAUUGCUGCAUCUGUGAGUAAGGAUUCAUACUUGACACAAAAAUAUGCAUCUUGUACAGAAAGACAUCUCUAAAAACCUCCGCACGGAAACAUUGCCGUUCAGCGCACCAGCUGUUGGUACUUUUAUGAUAUAUGCAUUAUCACUUGCCAGUCUGAUUGUAAAAUGGGAUUUAGAUGAAGAAAAAAAAAUUUGAUUGUUUCUCUCAAAUUCAUUAUUGAACUUGACUGUAAUGAUUUCUCAGUGGAAUUCCCAUCAAUGGAAAUCUGUUACGGACUUGUUUUGACUACUAUGAAAGAAACUGACCGUUUAGAUUGGUCAGAGUUGGGAGCUAAAGCCUUACACUGCUAUCACUGCUGCCUUUGACCCUCAGAUUGCAUCCUCUGCUGAGGCUUUAUGUUACCACCACUGACAUGUAUCCAUCGUACAGAGCAUCUUAUUGCAUAUGUUAAAAAAAAAAAGAA
This is a messenger RNA of Sander lucioperca (pikeperch), 2726 nucleotides long. RefSeq names its product TraB domain containing (gene trabd). Bases 124 to 1239 code for a protein of 371 amino acids. NCBI's taxonomy places the organism in Eukaryota, Metazoa, Chordata, Actinopteri, Perciformes, Percidae. The transcript is spliced from 10 exons. The record is from RefSeq and is a predicted model, not a curated record.